AUGCUUCCUACCCUCGCUUUAUUCUCUGUACUUACCGCUCUCACCGCUUCGGUCUCGGCUGUACCAUGUGUACAAUUCGAUUCCAGUUGGAAUCUGUACGCGUUCGGUGGUAGUGAAGAUGUCAAACUGGGUGCUAAUACCACUUGGUCCUCACCUUCGACGUCUACUUUGUCCUCAUCUGGACGACCCCCUUGGACUGGUACCAACUCGCAAUGUAUCCUCUCUCAAACCAACAAUGCGUUGUAUGUCGUCGGAAGUGAUAGCAGUGAUCUAAGCAAAAUCUACGUAUACAACUUCGCUUCUGAUUCAUGGUCUACCCAAACCACUUCCGGUGCACCCUCCGAUCUGGGUAACUCCCGAUCCGCCUCUGUCCUCGACCACGACACCAACGUCAUCUACACCCUCACCACCUCAUCCGGACUAUACCAACUUGACAUGUCUAGCGUAACCAACUCUGCCUCCUCGAGCGCAUUAGCAUGGGAAGCAGUUGAGAACUCUUCUUUCUCCGUCGAUGGAUACACCGUCACUGCUACUCAGGCGGCCAACCACAUCUUCUACUUUGGUGUACCCAACACAGCAGCUGGAUCAGCCAACGUAUUCGUAGUGCACUAUGCCUACUUCCAACCUGAUGCUCAGGCUUUCAAUGGAACCGCUUUCCCCGAUACAGCCGGACAAGCCAUUUCAAUCCCAACUGAAUCAGAUAGCGUACCCUACUCUAUGGUCUUUGUCCCUAACGACUUCUCCAACACCUAUAUCGCUACUCAUUGGACCGACCUGGGUGAUUACACUGUUACUUCAGAUGCCCCAUUCGCCACCGAUUUGAUCAACUCCACUCAAACCAUCCCUGCUCCCACUUCGCAAGACAAGACAGCUUCGUAUGCUGCCUCACCAUAUGAUCUGGUACAAGUUGAUUCUUCAGGUGACAUAUAUUACUACGCUACUCCCGUCAACGCAGAUUAUACCGUGUCGUCAAGUGGUUCAUGGCAAAAACUAAGUUAUUCUGUAUCGGGCGGAUCGACCUCUUCUACCAACUCAACUUCAUCUGCUGCUUCUUCUGCUUCCGCAUCUGCAUCCGGAUCACAAGCUUCAGGAAGUGCUACUGCCAGUAAGACCGCGAGUGGUUCUUCGUCCGCUUCGGCCAGUGGUUCUGCUGCGUCCUCAUCCUCGUCGUCUUCUUCUUCGGGUGCUGGGAAGAAUGUAGUUGCCAGUGGUGAUUUGUUGGGUUUGGCUGCGGGAGUGGUAGCUUUAGGUGUUAGUAUGUUGAUAUAA
This is a messenger RNA of Kwoniella botswanensis, 1269 nucleotides long. RefSeq lists its product as uncharacterized. Bases 1 to 1269 code for a protein of 422 amino acids. The record is from RefSeq and is a predicted model, not a curated record. NCBI's taxonomy places the organism in Eukaryota, Fungi, Basidiomycota, Tremellomycetes, Tremellales, Cryptococcaceae. The transcript is spliced from 4 exons. Gene Ontology annotation, molecular function: protein binding.